Zea mays is the source of this 2504-nucleotide messenger RNA. Its product is annotated as wall-associated receptor kinase 3. Bases 66 to 2276 code for a protein of 736 amino acids. Gene Ontology annotation, molecular function: polysaccharide binding; calcium ion binding; ATP binding. The record is from RefSeq and is a predicted model, not a curated record. The transcript has 4 exons. Gene Ontology annotation, cellular component: plasma membrane. Gene Ontology annotation, biological process: cell surface receptor signaling pathway; protein phosphorylation. NCBI's taxonomy places the organism in Eukaryota, Viridiplantae, Streptophyta, Magnoliopsida, Poales, Poaceae.
AGAUCCCAGUUCAAUCUGUUUCCUCUCACUCACACACGAAUUGAGCGAGAGACUGACUGAAACAUAUGGACCUGAAGACCAUGCCACAAUGGAUGCGGCUUCUGGUACCACUGGUCACGGUACCUUUCCACAUGGUGGUACUGUUGCUGGCGGCCGCCGUCGUUGCCAACAGCAUGCCGCCACCGAGCUCGGCUCCACGUUCCGGCUGCCCUAGCACGUGUGGCGAGGUGAACAUCACCUACCCGUUUGGCAUCGGCGACGACUGUGCCUGGCCAGGCGGCAGUGACAACUUCACCGUCACUUGCGACCAUAGCUACAGCCCCCCAAGACCAUACCUUUCGGUUUACGACAACCACCAUCUGUACGAGAUCAUCAACAUCUCAGUGGAGACGGGAGAGGUGCGGAUUUUCUCGGGGUUCGCGUCCAUCUGCUUCGCCUCGUCCAACACCACCGACGAAAUGAGAGGCUGGUACCUCAACUACAGCGGGUCGCCGUUCCUCGUCUCGCCGACGGGCAACCAGUUCACGGCCAUCGGAGGCAACACGCUGGCGUUCAUGGAAGGCAGGGAGGACCUGACCUACUACACCGGCUGCGUCACCUCCAGCAUCACCCUGGACGCCGCCGCUGGAGACGGCGACGACUGCACCGGGCUCGGCUGCUGCCAGACCAGGGUGGCGGGAAACCUUAGCUACGUCCACAUCUACUGGAAGAACAAUCUAGUCCAAACCCCCAUAAACAACGCGUGGAGCUACAGCCCCUGUGGGUAUGCCUUCUUGGCUGAGAAAGGAUGGUACAGAUUCAGCCGGCGAGAUCUUCUUCGCAACGGCACAGACACAUUCGCUAGCAGGGUCGGGAAGCGUUCUAUCCCAGUCGUGCUGGACUGGGCCAUCAGGAACGGUUCUUGUCAGUCGGCAUCAUCAGCAUGUGCCAGUUCCAACAGCUACUGUGUCAACGCCACACAAGGGCCUGGGUACCUGUGCAAAUGCUCCCAAGGAUACGCGGGCAAUCCCUACGCCACCGGCCCUGACGACGGCUGCACAAAUAUAGAUGAGUGUGCGCGGCCGACUGAUUUCCCAUGCAAUGGCGAGUGCAAGGACACCCAAGGAUCCUACGAAUGCAGCUGUCGUGCUGGCUAUGAGAGUGAUGGUGAUCCAAAGGAAAAGCCGUGCCGUCCAAAACUUUCUACUUCAGCGAAGCUUAUCAUAGGAAUCACUGUUGGUGCUUCCGUAUUGUUUUUCAUUAUCCUUGGGACUGGGGUAUGCUAUAUGCUGAAGCGGAUAGAACUGGAAGCGAUCGAAAGGAAGAAUGGAAGCGAGAAGCUUAAAAACGUGAGGACUCUACAAAUAUUCAGAAAAGAGGAACUCGACAAAAUAACCAUGAACAACUCGGUGCCUCUUGGCAAGGGAGGAUUUGGCGAGGUUCACAAAGGAGUUUUACCCGACAAGACCGAGGUGGCUGUCAAGGCCUCGAUCGAGGUGACUAAAGGUACGCUGGACAAGUUUGUGGAGGAAGUAGAGAUCCAGUCAGGGAUGAUGCACAAGAACAUCCUCAAGCUCCUGGGCUGCUGCCUGCGGGUCGAUGUCCCACUGCUGGUGUACGAGUACGCUGCCAAAGGGAGUCUCAAGGACCUUCUCCAUGGAAAAAACGACGAUGGCCAGCCGCGUGAGCCUCUGACGCUUAGGUCACGCCUAGACAUCGCCAUUGGGUGUGCCCAGGGCUUGGCUUACAUGCAUUCGUACACAGAAAAUGGCAUACAGCAUGCAGAUGUGAAGCCAGACAACAUACUCCUGGAUGGCGGGUUGGUCCCGAAGAUCUCCGACUUUGGGCUGUCCAAGGUUUCUGUGGUGGGCAAGGACUAUACCAAGAAUGUGGUAGGGUGUUUGCCUUACAUGGAUCCGGUGUACAAGGAAACAGGGAGGUUAACUCCGAAGAGCGACGUCUAUAGCUUCGGGAUUGUUCUCUUGGAGCUGAUCUCUAGAAGGCCCGCUGUAGAUGGUAGUGAAAGCAGCAUCGUCAGGCAGUUUAAGAGUGUUUAUGAACAAGCAGAUGAUAAUAACACUGGGAAGGAGUUGUUUGACAAGGAUAUUGCUGCUGAAGAAGAUAUACCUAUGCUUGAUGAAAUUGCCAAACUAGCCAUGAGGUGUUUGAAGGACAAUGUUAAUGAAAGACCGGCUAUGGUGAGUGUAGCGAGUGCGCUUGUGAUAUUGAAAGAUUCUUGGGAAGAAACAGGACAAGGGUUCUCUUCUCCUCCUCCUCCUCCUCCUCCAAUCAAGUAGCUAUUAAUUGUUUCCCAUGCCAUUUGCUUCAUGCUUUCUAUGUAAUAUAUUUUGUUAUCAUGCAUGAGUGUGUAAACAUGUACAGUAAGCUGUUAAUGGUUAUUGUAUGUUAAUGGUAGGAUAGGCGGGUCCACUAGUGUGAUCAGCUCCGUCUUUUGGCCACGACGGUCCAUAUGGAAAGGGAAAUGAAAGGGAAAGAAGUGGAGAGGAGGGGAGAAUAUCGAAUCA